UUAUAGCGCGGCCUUGCAGUGCUUAUACUUGAAAACAUGUAACACGCGUGGCAAUAAAAGCGUGUUUUGUUUUAAAGCCAAGGAGCACAUCCAGGAGAUGAAGAAGGAGCUCGAUUCGCUCUUGCAGACAGCGGAGAAGGCGUUUGCCGUGGAGCUGCUGACGAUGCCGGCUGCCGUGAGGAAGAUGAGAAGGAAAGAGGUGCUCGAUUUGCAAGGACGGGAGGAAAUGGCUCUUGCUGCUGCAGUGACUGACUGCUCUGUAGAAGACAUGCCAAAUACCAAACUGGUGAGGACCAACAGCAAAAAAGUUAAGGUAACUACAAUUGUUGAAUAUGAAGAUACCAAGCACAGUUCUGCAAAGAAAAUAACUAAAAAAAUCUCCAAAACCAGGUCGCUGGUUUCACUGGCCUCAGGUUUAAGUGGCAAACUGAACUCUUUUUCUAGUGCCACAAAUCUCAAAGCCACUCCAAAGGGAGCUAGAAGUGCUGGAUUACAACAGACUGUCUCAAGAACUUUACCUGCCAGUGGAAGAGCUCAAGGCAUGCUAAAGAGAAGUAAAUCAGUACCCCAACAUAAAAGUGUUCCAUUUGUCAACAUUCCCCUGGCUGAUGGACAGACUCUGUGCACGGCUGGUGGAGACCUCCGCAAUAUUGAUGUGCAGCUCCUAAACCAGGACACAGUGCAGCACAUCCAUAACCUGGUGAGUGAGCUGACUGUCCUGUGUGGAAAGGUAACACCUAAACCAAGUUAAUGGAACUGUCUGGUGACUACAGAACAUUAGUGACUGCUCUUGCCUGCUGCCUCCCUAGUAU
Melozone crissalis (California towhee) is the source of this 812-nucleotide messenger RNA. Its product is annotated as borealin-2-like. The transcript has 9 exons. Lineage: Eukaryota; Metazoa; Chordata; Aves; Passeriformes; Passerellidae. Gene Ontology annotation, biological process: mitotic sister chromatid segregation. Gene Ontology annotation, cellular component: chromosome passenger complex; spindle midzone; chromosome, centromeric region. The record is from RefSeq and is a predicted model, not a curated record. Bases 98 to 751 code for a protein of 217 amino acids.